AUGUCUCUACAGUAUCAUCCCGAAUUCCUCAAAGAGGCCGGCCCAGUGUUGCAACAAUUAGCACAAGCCCCCAAACCACCGCUCCAUGAUGUUACAACCCGACGAGCCCUAUUGGCAGCAAUGACAAGCGAGCUGCCUCCACUGCCAGAAGACGUGGAGAGACUAGUUCAUCACGUUGCAACAUCCGAUGGUCACCAAGUGAUGGUAUAUCAUUUCCGCAAGCGCAGUGCUGCUCGUGACGACGAAAAGCCAGCCAUCGUGCACAUCCACGGUGGAGGAUACAUCUCCUUGACGGCCGAACAGUGCUCAGUCCCACAUAUUGCCUCCGUCGCACGCACAGGAGUCCAGAUCUUGACGAUCGAUUACCGACUAGCACCCGAACAUCCAUACCCACUUCCCUUGAACGACUGCUGGGCUGCGCUUCGAUGGGUGUAUGAUAAUGCAGCUUCGCUAUCCAUCGAUCCUGCUCGUAUUGCGCUGAUGGGCGAAAGUGCAGGAGGAGGAUUGGUUGCGGCGUUGACGCUUAAAGCUCGCGAUGCGGCUCUAUCUCCUCCAAUUGCGAAGCAGAUCUUGAUCUACCCCAUGCUGGACGACCGGACAAUUACCAAUAAUGCCGGGGACCUGGCGUUUUGGACGGAGAUUGACAAUAUCACUGGUUGGACGGCAUAUCUUGGUCCCGAUGCAGGAACGGACAAGAUUGAGGCGUAUGCUGCACCGGCGCGGGUAGAGAGCGUGGUGGGACUUCCUCCAUUGUAUCUAGAUUGUCCACAGCUGGAUAUUUUUGUGUAUGAGGGACUGGAAUAUGUGCGCAGAUUUGUGGCGGCAGAUAUUCCCACUGAAUGCCAUAUUUAUCCUGGUCUUCCACAUGGAUUUGAGGCAUUUGCGCCGUUGGCUGGUGUGACACAGCAGGCUAUUGCCAAUCGGGAUAGGGCUAUGACCAGCUUUUGA
Messenger RNA from Penicillium daleae, 948 nucleotides. RefSeq names its product alpha/beta hydrolase. The transcript has a single exon. The record is from RefSeq and is a predicted model, not a curated record. NCBI's taxonomy places the organism in Eukaryota, Fungi, Ascomycota, Eurotiomycetes, Eurotiales, Aspergillaceae. Bases 1 to 948 code for a protein of 315 amino acids. Gene Ontology annotation, molecular function: hydrolase activity.